AAAAUAAUUGAGCAAAAGACACUCACCCUCGAAGCGCCUGGACAAAAAAUAAAUAAAUACAAAAAAAUGGUAUCGCGAAGAAAAAUAUUAUCACGUUCGCGGGAUGAUCUAAACCUGGAUCAGACGUUCACACAACAGGAGGAGGAGGAGGAUGUUUGGUAUCAAAAAGAUAAACUCUACAAGGAACACAUACAGGAAGUGCUGGACAAAUGGACGCAAAUCGAUGAUGAGAUCUGGGCCAAAGUAAUUGUCUUUGAGCGCAAUCGCCGCGUGGCCAAGGCAUACGCACGUGCUCCGGUGCUGACCAUCAAUGGCUCCGACGAUGGCUUCGAUGGCAUGCGCAUUGGCUUGUGCGGCUUUGACAAUCCCAUGCGAGAUCAGAAGACGGACGAAAUGAAGCGCGUCAUCGGCCAGGGCGUCAAGAUCAAAAUGGACGAUGCUGGCAAUAUACUCGUGCGUCGCUAUGCCAAGAGCAACGUUUUUGUUAAGAGCACCGCCAGCAACCCUAACGAGGAGACCUCAAUUGGUGCCGAAAUCUUAAAGCUGCCAAAUCAGGCGCUCGAAAGCGAAAAAAUAGUCAAGCUGUUCGACAUGAAGAAGUUCCAGUCGAACGUAAAUCGUGAAUUGCGCCGUGCCUAUCCAGAUCGUCGGCGCUUGGAGACGCAAUGCCUAUCGGCAGUGGCCUUUGUCAAAUCGGAGAAUGACAUUUUGGAGUGCCCCAUUUGGGUGCUCAUUGUGAAUGUGGUAGCCAUGGAUAUGCUAAAGAGCAAGCUGCCGCCAGUGCAACGUCCCAUUGUGGACAUCAAGAAUCGCCCGCGCAUACCCAUACCCGAUGAGGAUCCCUACAGCGUGGCCGGCACCGGCAGCAACGGCAGCUCGGGCAGUUCUGGCUUUGGCAGCGGCCACCAACAACAGCAGCUGCAGCAACUGGGCAAGCAUUUGAAUAAUGGCAGCAGCAGCGGUCAUGUGGCUGCCACACGUGAGCAACUGCUGCUGCAGACGCAACAAUUGGCGCAUAAGCGCAGCGAGAAGCCGCCCAAAUUGCCGCCCAGGGAUAAUGUCUAUGCGCACGAUCUGAUUCCAAAGCCGGACUACGAUGACAUUGAUUUGGAGACCAGAAUCAAAUUAUCGCGCGGCAAGUCCGACAAAGGCAAGGACAACAAGAAAUAUGAUGAUCCUUAUUACUGUGGCUUGCGUGCACGCGUGCCCAACUUUGUCAAGUCCUCCAAGUCCAGCGCCAAGGAUCAACGCGACGGCAAUGGCAACAACAUCAUCAGUAACAUGAACGGCAACGGCAGCAGCAACGGCAUGAGCACGCUCAGCCAGAAGAAGACCUCGAUGAUACACAACCAUUUGGCCGGCAUGCAUCCACAUGCGCAGCACAUACAGCAGCAACAGCAGCAACAGUUGAUGGCCGCGGCAGCAGCGGCUGCAGCGCAUGCCGUGCAUCAUCAGCCGGCGGGCCAUCAUCCGCACCAGAUCUGGCAGACGCGCAGCUAUGAGAGUGGCAUAGGUAUUUAUAAUAAAAUGGGCGGCUAUCAAGCACAGCUAGCACCACAUCAACUGCAACAACACAAUACGCACGCAUUGCAAAUGCAACAACAACAACAACAACAACCACAAUCACUGCCAACGGACCUAACAGCAACAACAACUGCAACUGCAACUAGCAAGACACAAAGCACACGUAGCAAUAAACAACAACAACAACAACAACAUCACCUGCAGCCGCACCCGCACUCGCACCUACACCCACACCCACACCCAGCACAUGGUCAUGUGCACCAUCGACACCAGCAUCGCCAUUGCCAUCGGCAGCAUCAGCCGCUGGCGAGCUAUUAUCCAACUGGGCAAUACUAUGAUGAUCUGGAGGAGGUGGCGGUGCGUCAGGGCGCUAGGCGCCCGUCGAUGCGGCGCACUCUGCUGCCGGCCGAAAAUGCCUGCAAUUGUGUCAGCUGCUAUGCGCUGGCGCCGCUCUGUGGCCAGGUGCCAGCACCGCGGCCGCAGCGCAGUCUCAGCCAGCAGCAGUUGCGUCGCCAUCAGCGGCUGAGCGGCGGGCUGCUGGACAGGCACGUGGGCGUGUCCAAGUGGUGUAGCGAGAGCGACAUCUCGGUGCUGGAGCAGGUGCAGGAGGACGAGCCCAACACAAUGACCACAGACGAGCGCUACGAGGACAGCAACGACUACGAUGACUUCGAACUGGACUUUGACGACAUGGACAAGACCACAGCGAGCGGCUACCCACAGCGCCAGCUGCGACACGUGCAGCGACCGCGUGCGGUGCACAGCAACGAGGAGACGGACAUGUGUGUGGAUCGGGCACAGCUGCGUCAGCUGGCGGCGCCGGCGCUGCUCGCGGCACGGCAAAAAUCACAGUCCACGGAGAGCUUCUUCGAGCAGCCCAACGAGGAGGGUUCACUGUACAUGUACGGUGGACGCCGGCGCAUAGUGGCCAAAGCGCCAUCGGUGGUUAACAUUUAUGAGCGUGUGCCCAACUCCAUGGACUCGGACAUUGGCUACGGCAAGUUUCAGGCCAGCGGCAGGCGUGCACAAUAUUAUAAUAAGCCCAAGCUGCCAGCGCCAAGUUGGCGGGGCAAACGUCAGCCGACGUUGGCGACACAUUUGCAAAAAGCUGACAAAAAACCAUAUGACGAUACUAGCAGCAACAGCAACAACAAGCGACAGCUAACGAACAGCAGCAACAACAAUGAUGACAUCUUGAAAAACAACAAAAAUAAUUUCAAUAGUAAAAACAAAACAGCAGCAGCAACAAACACAAACAAUGCACCGCCAGCACAAAGAACUGGGCGGACUGCCAGCCGGCUUGACAUCAGCGACAUGGAAUCCAUUUAUGGCUACCUGAAGCCGCGCAAGCCGCGCAGCCUCAGUCUGAAGAAAAUCCAAAUACUUGACUAUUGAAAAUGGAACUAAUUCAAUUUUUCGCUCCCUUUGCCGAAACGAGGUUAUUUUACAGCAUUAAAUUGGGUUCGAUCUGGAUAUGCGCUGUGUAUAUAUAUAAAUGCGAAAUUGCCUAUGGUUAUAUAUUUUUUUUAUUGGUAGCACCUUAUAUACCCGGCUAUAGCUAAAACCUGUACCGAUUUUUUGUACUAACUCCACUUUAACUUGGACCCUGGACGGCAAACAGUUUACCUUUACCGUUAACAUUGUACAUACACCAAACAUCUUACCAUUAUAUAUAUAUAUAGCUUUACAUAAAUAUAUCUAUAUAUAAAAAUUAGUAUAUAUUUGCUAAUGUCACUUUGUUGCGCUUCUUGUAGAUUCGGAGCUUGUCGAAUCACCUUACAAUCACAUCUAUGGACGCCAUUUACCGCUGCCAACUCGCGGCUA
Molecule: messenger RNA, 3348 nt
Organism: Drosophila novamexicana
Lineage: Eukaryota; Metazoa; Arthropoda; Insecta; Diptera; Drosophilidae
Exons: 11
Coding region: 67-2919 (950 amino acids)
Biological process (GO): regulation of DNA-templated transcription
Molecular function (GO): protein binding
Source: RefSeq, a predicted model, not a curated record